Messenger RNA from Cuscuta epithymum, 4840 nucleotides. Lineage: Eukaryota; Viridiplantae; Streptophyta; Magnoliopsida; Solanales; Convolvulaceae. The record is from the annotation of a GenBank genome assembly.
ACCGAAUCAAAAACCGAUAUAUCCAGCCCUGCCCUUAGCAUCCAAGAAUGGUUGUUGAUGGUUAGGCUGGUAGGAGCAAGUUAGCUGAAUGUGAGGUUUGGAGGAACAAUUUUUGGUGUUUUUGUGACGCCACAAGUGGUCAUGCCGGAUAUUGCUUUGAUAUCUAACUUUCAUUUAUCUCCCCACAGAAUUUCUGCCAAACUCAUACUCCCUAAGUUGCUAAUCCAGUUCUCCCAGUUCUUCAUUUUCAAACUCUUGCCAUCCUGCUGAGGCUAAAAAUUGGAAGUCGGGACGUACCUACUGGAAAUCAUACUGAACAACAGUCAAGAUUGAAACUUUUAUUUUGAAAAUAGGGCUCAUCAAAGUCUCGUGCUACGAAAAUUAAAAGCAAUUCAAGACGGGCCUGUUGGAUUGUGGCUUUCUUUUGGCCAUUAUAGGGCAUAGAAAGAUGUAGAACAGAGUGACAGUGUAUAGUUAUGGGGGCCACCUCGCAGAGGCAGGCCUUCAAUGGAAGCAAUAUCUCGUGUUGGAAAUAUUUUAAAAGCCAUGAGGCCUGUGAUGGAGCCUGAUGUCUGGGGUCUCCUGGAUGCCAUGUUCACUUACAUUGGUAGAAGCCCUGGAUCAGUUAAGCUUAAGCAAUCCUUUCAAGAUCCCAUUCCCAUCAGUCAAACCUUGUAGUGACCUCAGGUAAGGGACACAUCUCUAAUGCCACUCAACAAGUGCCAGAGCUUAGUGGUUCAGCUCUUGUUCAACUUGCUUUGCAAACUCUUGCUAGGUUCAACUUCAAGGAAGAAUGUGGUGCCUUGCUGCUUUAGUACGAUGGGAAGAGCUUAACAAUCUUUGCAAGGAAUACUGGACUUCAGCUGAAUCAGCUGCUCGAUUGGAAAUGGCGCCAAUGGCUGCAAGUGCUGCUUGGAACAUGGGUGAAUGGGAUCAGAUGUCAGAAUAUGUGUCUCGUCUUGAUGAUGGUGAUGAAACUAAACUUCGAGUGUCUGGAAAUGCUACUACUAGUUGUGAUGGAUAUAGUAGUGGAGCAUAUUUAAGGGCUGUUCUACUUGUUUGCAGGGGAAAGUAUGAUGAAGCGCGUGAAUAUGUUGACAGAGCAAGAAAAUGUUUGGCUACAGAGCUUGUUGCAUUGUUGAGGUGAAUGAAUGUUCUGAAGACACACAAGAGUAAAUUGAUUAAUGAAGAGAAGAGCACUUCUUUUCAAUUUUGGUGAGGAAAUAAACCUUCCAAGUUCCAAUUAUAAACUGGCGGCUUUUCAACUUCAAUGAAGUUCCUCAAAUGUCUACAUUGCACACCCCUGCUGCAGUCAACAGUGAGGAAUCUGCUUCCAAUGAGCUAUUUCAACCACAAAGAGGUGCCAGGGAGAAGGAAUUGCUUCAGGCAGUUGGCCAACUUGGAGAUGCCAAUGAGGUUCUGAAUGAGUGUGUUGUAGCUGUAAUGGCUAGAAUGAGCAACAAGCUCACCGGGCGUGAUUUCUCUACUUCCCCUCCACCUAUCAGCUCUGCACAGCAUGUGUUGGGCGGGCCAUAGCACCUUGAUUUCUGGAGAGAUCCGUGAAUCCGAUCAUGGUUUAUCAGUCAAAUCGCAAGUACAAAAGCUUAUUCUACAAUCAACAUCACAUGAAAACUUGUGUCAGAAUUAUGUCGGGUCAGAAUUCCACAACAAAUUACAGAAAGAGAACAAGAAAUCAAACGGAUUUUAUUAGAGAAGAAGAUGAACAGUACAGAAAUCCAAGGCCGAAGCCCCCAAUUGAGCCGAAGCCCCCCAAAGAAAGAGAAAAGCUCUCGAUCUUCCCAAGUCUACGUCCAAAAGCCUGCUUUCCCUUCCCAGCCUUCCUUCUAUUUAUAGUAGUCUAAUACACUUAUUAUUAUUCUUGCUCUAAUAGGCCCAAUUCCUAUCAGUCUAUUAGGCCCAAUUCCUAAUAUAGGUAGAUCCCUAACAAUACUCCCUCCCUAAACAUCCACCUUGCCCUCAAGGUGGGCGGUAGGAGACAGCCAAGAUCUUUUUCCCCUUCUUCUUCCUUGCACUUCUACCUUCCCAAUAUCUCACUGGUUUCCGAGCAAAGAGCUUCCGUAUUAGAUCUUCACAUCUCUGAGAUGUUUCUGCAGCAUAGAAUGUUUCUGGUGAAGUAUCUUUCACUUUCUUAGUCUUCAGGCCUUCAAUAGCCAACCAUAUUUUCAUUCUUUCCUGAGGUAUAUCCAUUACAACAACAGCAGAAUUUAUAUUCAUGUCCUGAACAUCAGGAUUCUCAUCCCUUUUAACCUGCUCAACUCCAUUUGACUUUUCUCCCUUUGAGUUAGGCUUGACAUCAAAUUUCUGUGGUUCUAUCAUGCUUUUCAGUAAUAUAAUGCAAUGUCAUCCACUGCUGCACUUUGAGUACACCCAACAUAAUGCCACCCUACCACUUCCCUAGAAAUCCCCCACCAAAAACUCUCUGCCACUGCACAUUUCUCAAAAGGAGAGUCCAUUUUCAAAAUGGUACAAUCUUUGCUACUAUAAAGAAACACAUAAACCAAGCAACACUUUGAGGCUGAGAAUACAAAAUCAGCUCCUGCAUCAUCAAGUACAUCAGCCCUACUUAUUUGGUUCCAUCGUUUCUUGUCAGAUGAGGGAAGUUCGUUUUUUCUAAAAGAACUCAAAUCUUUGCUGCUAUUCUUCAGGUUGGAGGAAUCAUGAAGCAUAGAAUCCAAAUUGAGGUAGCAGCAUCCUUUGCGAUUUUUCCAAAAACAAAAAACUUCUAUGACAGGAAAAGAAUAACCCUCCAUUCCCCUCUGCAAUCCUCUGUCCAGAGUUGUAAGGAAAAGGAUAAUACCUUCAGAUUGUCCCAAAUGGAUCAACCAUUUUAUCCCUCUAAUCGCAUCAGUUACAAGAAAUACCUCCUUCCCUUGAAAUAUAGGACUUGACUUCCCCAUAAUUUGCACGCUCAACUCCUUCUGAAUAUGCUUUAUAGAAGUAACAACAUCAAAUGUGAAACAAUCAAUCUUAUUCAGUCCUUCCAAACUAUUAUCUGGUAAACAUUGAAUUGGUUUAAGUAUUUCUAAACCUUCCUUAUUGUCUGAAGAAAAUCUCAUAGAUGGAUUAACCUCCUCUUCAGAGUCUGAUUCUGUAACUGAAGGGACCACCAGGUUUAAUUCUGUGUUCAUUCUUGUUGGUGGGGUCCCCUGGAAUUCUUUUUCUAAUGCGCCUAUGUCAAAAGUUCUUGAAGCCGAUGACCCUUGUGAACGGUGUGGAACCACAAGCGAUGAUGAUCUGUGUGCUGACGAGCGGUGAGAGUCCGCAAGUGAAGAAGCAUGUGAACUGAAAGAAUAGCUCAGCGACAAAGGUGAAGAUUCUUCUCUCACUCCUGUCUUUCUUGGACGCGAACUGAUAGCCGGUGAAGAAUUCUGUGAAUGAUGAUGCGAAGAGCUAUGAGAAGAGCGAUGAGAAGAGGUACGCGAAGAGCGGUGCCAAGAACUAUGCGAAGAUUGAUGCGAAGUUCGCGACUGCGGACUCUGAUAAGAAACAGAUCGCGACUCUGCUCGCGAUAGCGGAUGACGCCUACUGUCCCUCGUUCGGUCGUCAGAUUUUCUGUGAUGCCUUCUCUCUUUGGAUUCUUCUGGAUUCGCUGACUUUCGCGUGUGAUGGUGAGAGUCGCGAUGUGAUGAUUGUGACACAUGCGAUCGGUUUCGCGACCGACUUUGAAGUCUGUUCUGCACAUCUGCGAUGCUAGCUAGUAUCGCGGCUUCCAUCACAGCCAGAUUUGCCUCCAUAUCCGUCUGGAACUUCCGCAGACUUCUAUCCAUAUUCCUUCCAAAUUCUACCAAAUUUUCCUCAACUUUGUUGAUUCGUCUUUCCAUCCUUGCGAGCGUGUAACUCAUCCAGCGAACGACUCGCUUCUAUACCAAUGAUAGAAACCUCCAGAAUUCCACAACAAAUUACAGAAAGAGAACAAGAAAUCAAACUGAUUUUAUUAGAGAAGAAAAUGAACAGUACAGAAAUCCAAGGCCGAAGCCCCCAAUUGAGCCGAAGCCCCCCAAAGAAAGAGAAAAGGUCUCGAUCUUCCCAAGUCCCAGAUAAUACGUCCAAAAGCCUGCUUUCCCUUCCCAGCCUUCCUUCUAUUUAUACUAGUCUAAUACACUUAUUAUUAUUCUUGCUCUAAUAGGCCCAAUUCCUAUCAGUCUAUUAGGCCCAAUUCCUAAUAUAGGUAGAUCCCUAACAUGUGCCCGGUUUGGUAGGUGGUCUGGAGAAGUUGAGGUACCUGCUUGUCUUUGUGUGUAUUAUUAUUAAACAUAGUAAAUAAAUACUCUGCAACUGUUGUACUAGAUUGAGAAUAUGUUUUCCUGUACAGAAACUUUGUGAAAAGUGAUAAAGAUAUAACGUAAGGGUGAAGCAAGUCUUGUAAAUAAGUGUCUCUCUACUCUUCCCAAUGUCAACUAGAAUCUCAUAGUUCACACAGAAUAUAUAAAUUGUUCCGUUUUUUCGUGAUGUUUUCCCCCUUUGUUUAUGCAGGGUUCCAGGGCUUUUGACCAUUGUAAAUAAGAUGUAAUCUAACUGGAUUGAUUGUAGAGGACAUAUCAUUUUCAAAUUUGGCUGGGUGCAUGACUCUAAAAUUUCCUUUUUUUGAUGAGCGAUGUAAUUAUUCCAUGUCAUCUUACAUGUUAAGGAAAUUUUUGAGCGUUAACUGGAAACUUGAACUUGGAAACCAUAAUUUUGUUAUUAACUGUGGUGAGAGCAGAGCCAAUAGUGGCACAUUGAAGCUCAGUUUAUGAUUAACAAGUGCUUUAGGAAAUAGGAAGUACUAGAUUUGUUCUACUUUCCUCUGAUUAUGAUGUUGUAAAGGUUAUUUUGGAUUGAA